Penicillium olsonii is the source of this 1194-nucleotide messenger RNA. NCBI's taxonomy places the organism in Eukaryota, Fungi, Ascomycota, Eurotiomycetes, Eurotiales, Aspergillaceae. The record is from the annotation of a GenBank genome assembly.
AUGCUUCGGCUAUACUUCUUCUCCCUGUUGACCAUUCUGCUCAACACGGUGGGCGUCCAUAGCGCCGCCGUCCAACAUGUCUCGCGCCAGCAGUGUCAGUCCAAAGGUACUCACUGCCCACCUGGAACCAUCAUCGUGAGCGCCUCCGACAAACGCGCCCACUUCCCAACCAUCCAAGGCGCCAUCGACUCUCUCCCCGCCGACACAAGUUCCCAGACCAUUCUCAUCCUAGCAGGGAACUACACCGAGCAACUCAACGUCACUCGCUCCGGACCAGUGACACUCCUGGGCCAAACAUCCGCCUCGAAAGAUGCCACUCGCAACCGCGUGCGCAUCAUCUGGGCCGCGGCCAAUAAAGACAACACAGGCCAAAGCGUCGAUAACGUCUUCUCCAGCGUUCUGGUCGUUGCACCGACCCUUGAAUCUAGCUUGACGGGCUCGGGGACAACAGGCUACGCAGUGCCUGCCGAUACACCAUUCGGCAAUACCGAUUUCCGCGCAUAUAAUAUUGACUUCGAUAACAUCUGGGCUGAGUAUUCGGAUGGACCGGCGCAUGCGUUGAGUUUCUCGCGCGCAAACGGCGGCUUCUAUUACUGUGGAUUCUACUCAUACCAAGACACUGUCUACGUCGGCAAAUUGGGCAAUGCCUACUUCUACAAGAGCAUCAUCGCAGGACAGACAGAUUUCCUGUACGGGUUUGGCACGGCCUGGAUCCAAUCCAGCGAUCUGCAGCUGCGCGGGUGCGGCGGAGGCAUCACGGCCUGGAAAGGAAGCAAUACGACAUUCACGAACAAGUACGGCGUGUAUAUCGUCGACUCGAACCUGCGCGCUGCGAAUGCUUCCAUCGCGCCGGAUAUUAAAGGAAAGUGUGCGCUUGGACGACCAUGGAAUAGCCAGCACCGAUCUAUCUUUGCGAAUUCCUACGAGGAUGGCACGAUCGAUUCGAGCGGGUAUAUUGAUUGGGUGGUUUCUGGUGUUGCGAGAUUCGAGAAAGGAGUUACUCUCAUGGCUGAAUAUGGCGCUUUUGGACCUGGGUUUAAUGCCUCGGGUCGUGUGGCUGGUGGUGUUACAACUGUUUUGGAUAAGAAGGCGUAUGAGCCGUAUAGUACGCCGCAGAAGGUUUUCCAGAACCAGGCCGGUGUCUUUGGGAACACGAAGUGGAUUGAUUGGGAUACCGUCCAGGCCAGCAAUUGA